Messenger RNA from Diprion similis, 1740 nucleotides. It is a transcript of the gene Irbp18, whose product is annotated as CCAAT/enhancer-binding protein gamma. The record is from RefSeq and is a predicted model, not a curated record. NCBI's taxonomy places the organism in Eukaryota, Metazoa, Arthropoda, Insecta, Hymenoptera, Diprionidae. Gene Ontology annotation, molecular function: DNA-binding transcription factor activity, RNA polymerase II-specific; RNA polymerase II cis-regulatory region sequence-specific DNA binding. The transcript has 4 exons. Gene Ontology annotation, biological process: regulation of transcription by RNA polymerase II; DNA-templated transcription. The coding region runs from base 287 to 661 and encodes 124 amino acids.
CACUUUUAGCAUUGCGUCAUCUCUGACCUAUCCAAUUGGAUCGCAACAGACGAGUUGAUGGUGGCAUUCAACAACGAAAUUUGUGUGUCAACAGCGAGAAGCAGCCUCAAAUCAUUGAUAAGAAAACUAAGCGAAUACCCUACAACUGACGGUGGUGCGUAUACCUCAUUGUUGGCGAAGAUUUGAGAAGUUUUCACUUCUGAUAUUGGGUUGAUUGAAACGGUAUGGCGUUAUGUCGUGCACUUAACUGAUCAGUACUACGCAUUUAAAAAACAUUGACUCUGAAAUGGCACCAAAAAAUAAAGAAAAUUCCGGAAACUCGUCGAAAAAGUCAAAAAGAGCAAUUUCUGAAGAAGAUGACGACGACGACUACAGGCGAAGACGUGACCGUAACAAUCAGGCAGUAAAGCGUUCACGGGUAAAGAGUAAAUUACGGACGCAGCAAACUUUGGAGCGAGUUAACCAGCUGAAAACCGAAAACGAAUUGUUGGAAGAAAAGAUCAAAAUGCUAACCAAGGAGCUCGGAUUUUUGAAAGACCUGUUUUUGGCCCAUGCAGGCUCCAGUCAACACCCAAUCAAUAUUCAAGACCUAGAUUUGAACGCGUUGCUGGCAGAAGAUACGAAGUCUUCCGACGAUGUAAAACCGACAACGAAGCUGUAGGAAUGAAGAACAUAUCACUUGACUACACCAAACCAAGGGUAUUGGCACGGCCGUCCUUUAAUUUUGUCUGAAAUUACAACCAAACAGACAACGGUUGGUCCUUUCGAUUCGGUGAGAAAAUAAGAGCCUUUCCUCUUCCUCGCCCUCCUGCCGCUCCUGCCGCUCUUUGAAAAUAUUUCUGUUUGUUUAUUUCUAUCUUUAGUCAGCACCAAUGCAAAAAACCAGCAUUUUUUGAACGUAUAACGUAAAUUGACACGUUGGAAAGCAAGCGUCCCUCUUCCAACUGUCGGUGUUAGAGAUCUGCUUGAGAAUUGCUUCUCAUUGCACUAACAAUUCGAGCGUGAUUCCAAACCUCGCAUUACAACGAUGAGUUUAGGUUGGGCACGUUCUAAACGAAGAGUGUGCCCCUCAAAAAUACAUUAAACCCAAAUCUGCCGUUGAUGCAGGAAAGUAUUUUUAUACGGAGUGCAACAUGAAUUGCAACUCUGCCUAUGUUCCCAAUUCUGAAGGAAUAAAAAAUAACAUGUAUACUAGCGUAUAUGUAUACAUUAUUUGAUACGAAUUUUUCAUCUCGCUCAAGGUAAAGUUUUCGUUUUAGAAAUUAUCUACCUAUCGCGCAUUCGGUAUCUUUCAAUGAUGUUUUGUUUUUUUUCCAUUCGUAUGUUCUAUCUGCAGACGGUAAUAAUACCGUAAAAUUUUUAAUAUUCUCAUAUACAUAUAUGUAUGUAUUGACGAUAAUAUGAUAUGAUAAAUCGCAGUAUUAGAUGCUGCCCUUUAAAACUAUUUACUUAUGACGUUUUUUAGUUAGUAAGUGCCUGUAAGUACCACAUUCAUUGCAGUUGAUGGGCAAUGACCAUUUGCUACUCGAAUCGAUCUUUUUUCUUACCUACAAUCACCAGAUAAGAUCAGUGAAUUAGAGUUGUCCUACAGCUAAUUUUAUCUAUGUUUGAUAAUUAUCAGAUCACAUUUUUUUUUAUCUAAAAAUCGAAUGUACCGGUUGUCAGCGCGAGUAUAGUGUAUACAUAUACAUAUCUGUAUUAAUAGAGUACAUUUAAUUUUAUACAGAGAGUCGUAGUUAA